AUGGCGACGAUGUCCCUCGCCGCGGCCUCACCCCUCACCGCCUCCACCCCCCGCGGCCUCGCCGUGCCCGCGCCCCGCGCGCCAUUCCUCGGCCUCCGCGCAUUUGGCGCGUCGGCCACGCGGUUCGCGGGGCUGGCGGCGGCGCCGCGGCCGUCGGGGAGGGGCGAUGCGGCGGUGGUGAGGAUGGCGAAGAGGGAGCAGGAGCUGGAGGAGAUUCGGGCCAUGGAGACGGAGAGUCUGGAGCAGGAGGUGGUGGACCUCAAGGGGGAGCUCUUCCUGCUCCGCCUCAAGCGCUCCGCGCGCCAGGAGUUCAAGUCCAGCGAGUUCGGCCGCAUGCGCAAGCGGGUUGCUCGUCUGCUGACUGUGAGAAGAGAAAGGGAAAUUGAACAAGGAAUCAACAAAAGAAAUUCUAGGAAGCUUGACAGGAAAUGGAAACUGGGUAUUGUGGUUGGACCACCACCAUCUCUAAGGGAGAAGAAGGAGGAGGACUAG
Messenger RNA from Triticum turgidum subsp. durum (durum wheat), 492 nucleotides. The record is from the annotation of a GenBank genome assembly. Lineage: Eukaryota; Viridiplantae; Streptophyta; Magnoliopsida; Poales; Poaceae.